AUGGAUAGAGGCAUAGUGACUGCUGUUCAACCACCUCAGGUUCCUUAUGGCACAGAGUUUGUCAUCCUCAUCCUUGGGAAACAAAAGCAAAAGUUUCUAAUCCACAAGAAUCUACUCUGCGCCUCCUCGGGCUUCUUCAAUGAUGUCUUUAACUCCGACUUCGUCCAAGUUGGAGACCAGCAGUAUACUCUACCACACGAUGAUCCUGGCCUCUUUCAUCUUGUGCAAGACUGGCUUUAUUCAGGCCGUGUGCCGGAGAGUGUCUCUUGCUACAUGAACAACGAGACGAGCAGCCAUACGGACGAGUUCUGGUGGAAUGUGUAUGGCAUGGGACAGCGACUGGACAUGAGCAGAAUCAAGAUUCUCGCAGUCGAAAAGCUCCAGGGCUUGUUCUCCACCACAUCUGCACUGAUCCCCAGCACAGAAUUCAUUGCAAGCUUGUUCACCAGUGGCCUCAGCCCGCUACUGGAAGAAGUCGUCGUGGGCCAUGUUGCCUACUGGUUGCUCCGCUCCAAGGCCAAUCCGGUUUGGUCUCCUCUGCCUGAGGCACACGAGAGGUUCGGCACCAACUUGGCCUACGCCAUGAUGAAGAACAUCCGCCGGAAUCUGGUGGUGCAUCCUCUCGACCCUUCGCAUGGAAUCAUGCCUCCUGCGGAUCUUGCAGCUUUUUUGGCCGAUGAUUCAGCGGCGGUGUUCAAAAGUCCCUUCUUGUCCAACGAAGCUCUUGAGAAACCUCUCCAGACUUGCCCGAUCAGCGACCUUGACCAACACCACGUUUCCCGCGAGCCAGCCACGACCGAGGGAGUCCAACAAUACCAGACUAAUGUCACAUCAGGCUGGGAAUAUGAGACUGAUCUUGCUUCGGCGGAAUUAGGCUGGGAUGACCCAUUGCCGUGUCCGCCUCCCACACCGACGUUCAAGGAACCAUGCUCUUCGCCCGGCCCAACUUUCAGAUCAGACCCAGCAAUCCUCUGGCCAGCAGUACCACCUCAACCGGACUUUGACGUGCCACUCACCCAACCACCAGAGCCAGUGUCGUGGGAAACGUUCGGCAAAACAGGAACAGCCAGCGGGAAAGGUGUGGAAAGGUCCUCCGAUCAGGUCAUCUACAAAUCCAGCAGCAUCUUGUCGGCCCUGAAAUCCAUUCUGGUCACACUCGAGUCUACUAGGAGGACUCUGGACGCAAAUGGCAUGCAAGGAAAACCUGAUGAUUACGGAUACGAUCACGGAGAUGCAAACAUUGACAAUGACGGGUAUGCUGGAUGGGAGGGGGAUUAUGAUGGAUGCUACGAUGACGAGGACUAUGAGGGCUGGGGCAGAGAAAUGACUCCUGAAGACCAUGAAAAUGGCAACGCUUUCUGGGCAGAUGGGAAACCGGCUCCUCCCAGUCAGGCAUGGGGCUGGGGGGUCUAG
Molecule: messenger RNA, 1413 nt
Organism: Capronia epimyces CBS 606.96
Lineage: Eukaryota; Fungi; Ascomycota; Eurotiomycetes; Chaetothyriales; Herpotrichiellaceae
Exons: 1
Coding region: 1-1413 (470 amino acids)
Molecular function (GO): protein binding
Source: RefSeq, a predicted model, not a curated record